UCGUUAAAUCUAGAACAUAGUGCAACUAUAUAGAGGUCAUUCCCGUGUGCAGCUAGCAGACGAUGAUUACGUAAUGUCAAGACGACAAGCUUGAUUUAUUGAAAAAUGGCUGAUCUGAAUGUUUGCAAUUUUGUCUGAGACUAGGAAGUUAAUAUUCCGGACAAUAUGUGUGAGGUCAUUCCUACAGUGACCAUCAAGGAAGAGCCGGACCCUAUCGCAACAUGUUGUGAAUUUAUCAAUCCAAAAAUAACAAUUAAAAAAGAACCAAUCGAAAGAGACAAUGUUAUAAAUGAGCAAAGUAAUGGAUCUGAAAAUACAGUCAGCAUAAGCGACGUAGAAGACGAGGACGACGAUUUAUCAUCCCCGUCUACUGUCGGCUCGCCAACAGAUUUCGACUGUUCAAUUACCGGUGUUAUUCUACCAAGUAUAGCUUUACCAUUGUAUCCUAGUAACAUUCCAAGAUGUGGAAACCGUCUAACAACUAUUACAUCAAAAAAAGCCAAGAAACCUGAUCCAGAUGGUCAUAUACUUUGUAAAAUAUGUGGAGACAAAGCUUCCGGUUUCCAUUAUGGAGUUUUCUCAUGUGAAGGAUGUAAGGGAUUUUUCCGUCGCUCUGUCCGUCAGAAUCUAGUCUACAAACCCUGUUCUACUCCAAAGAGAUGUCUUAUCAUGAGAAUCAGUAGGAAUCGGUGCCAGUUCUGUAGGAUGCACAGAUGUAUAGAUUCGGGAAUGUCACAUGAAUCCGUACGAUUAGGAAGAUGUCCGAAAAAGGAUAAACCAUCAAGAUUUAAUUUCUUCAAGUUACCACAGGGGGCUGUAGGAACAGAUGUAGAGAAACAAAUCCGAACGGAACAAAUGAUCCUUUGUAUACACGAGGCCUUCCGAGGAGCACGAAAAGAGUUUGAUUUGUUUACUGAUAAAUACAGUUCAGCUCCAAUAAUUCCGGUGCAAACAGAUUCCGACGCUAAAAAGUUGUGCUCGAGAUUCUUGCCAGCUAUGGUUCUAUUCACAACAUACUUUGCAAAGGAUAUUCCAGAAUUCACGAGACUUCAAGAAACCAAUCAAAAACUAUUAAUACGCGAGAGCUUUAUGGAGACAUGCGCAGUGCUUUCAUCUCACAGUUCCGAUGUUGAUUCUUAUGAUCUCAUUGCAGAUAAAUUUAGAUAUUAUGUUCACCAUGAAACAUGCUAUAAAAUGGGACCAUUUGGUGACUUUUUUCAUAAGAUGUUCACUACUAUUCAAAAACUACGCAGUUUAGAAAUGACAGAUGUGGAGUUAUCUAUCUUGGCGGCCGUUAUAUUAUUUUGUCCAGAUCGUCCAGGAGUAGGAGAAUCUUUUCAUUUAGAGAAAAUGGAAGAAGACUUAACAUUAGCUUUGAAAUGUCAAUUUUUAUUGAAUCAUGGUCAAUGUGAUAAACUCUUCCCAAAGACUGUUGAAAUUCUUGUUGAUUUACGUAGUAUUUCUACGAUGCAUUCCGAAAAGAUUCUUAAUUCUACAGUUGAAGUUGAUAGCGAUGAUUGACAACGGUAACAGAUUUGAACAUACCAAACGAAAACAACGUCACUUGAUUGGUUGAAUUUCAAUUGUUUGCAACGUCACGUUCAUGUAUAAGCUAAUCACGGCGUGUUGAUGUACGCUUUUGAAAAUAUUACCCAGAAUGCAUUAUAUACUGAAACGGCGAAUAAAAUGGUAUUUGUACAUUAUGUAUCUGUAACAAAGUUACCACUGAUUAUAAAAUUGGAAUCAAUUUAGGAUGCAUUAUUCGGUUAUGUACUAAAACGUUUUGUUGGUAUAUAUUGUUGAUUAAAGUUGUUGAUUUAAUAAUAGGGUAAAAUUAGUUAAACUAUUUUUUAGUAUUGUCUUUCCAUAUUAUUCAGAAUUCUGUAAAAUACCGAAAUACUCAAUAUUAAUUAUUUUAGGUAAAAAAACGUUCAGUUCAAUUUCUAAUAAAAUAAGAUGCCAAGUUAACCAAAUCAUAAUGAUUGAUGUUAAUUUUAUUGAAAUGUUAAAAAGCAGUUUUGUUGUAUUUGUUUUGUUUUGCUUGUUUCUUUUCUUUAUUAUAAAAAAACGAACUUAUAAAAUACGUGAUAAAUCGUUAUAUGGAAGCAACCAUUUAACUUCAAAAAGGGGGGGGG
Mytilus trossulus (common blue mussel) is the source of this 2135-nucleotide messenger RNA. RefSeq names its product nuclear hormone receptor E75-like. The record is from RefSeq and is a predicted model, not a curated record. Gene Ontology annotation, biological process: hormone-mediated signaling pathway; negative regulation of transcription by RNA polymerase II; cell differentiation. The coding region runs from base 166 to 1521 and encodes 451 amino acids. The transcript is spliced from 7 exons. NCBI's taxonomy places the organism in Eukaryota, Metazoa, Mollusca, Bivalvia, Mytilida, Mytilidae. Gene Ontology annotation, molecular function: RNA polymerase II cis-regulatory region sequence-specific DNA binding; zinc ion binding; nuclear receptor activity.